UAUUGUAAGUUGCAACCAAAUUUCCACUAUAUUAUACAAGGCCCCAAGCUCCGGUAUUGAGCUUUCCGAAUCAAUUAAAGGAAUUAAUUGUCGAUUAUUUUACACUCCAUCGAUCUCAUCCUUGUGUAAAUUAGCUAGAGUGAAGAAUCAUGUCCAGAAUUCAUCCUGAUGAUAUGUUGUUGAAGGAAGAUGCCCAACUACUACGUCCUGCCGUGCUCACCGUGUGGAAGCGAUCUAGCAUGAGUUUCCAGGGAACAGACGGAUUCACUGUUUUCGACCACCAUGGAAGAUUGGCUUUCCGGGUUGACAACUAUUCGAGGAAAAGCUGUUGCAUUACAGGAGGAGGAGGAAGGCUGGUCCUCAUGGACGGUGCUGGGAAAGCUUUGUUAACUUUGAAACCUCAGGUCUUGAGCAUGCAAUAUCAGUGGAAUGCAUACAGAGGAGAAGAUAAAUGCGGAACAAGCAGUCCAAAUUCCAAGGUAUUCUCAAUGAGAAGCGGAUCAAUGCUUUUCCACAGACACAGUAGCAAAGACGACGUGGAGGCAAUUGUUGUGAUGGGACACGGUCAAUCUGAUCAGACACCGGAUUUCAGGAUCGAAGGGUGUUUUAGAAGGCGAAAUUGCAAAAUAAAGAGCAGCACUACUGGACAAAUGGUUGCAAAGAUUGCUAGGAAGAGAGUAAACAACAAGAUAUUGCUUGGGGAUGAUGUCUUCACCCUCGCGGUUCAACCUGGCUUUGACACUCAGCUUGUCAUGGCCUUCGUAAUUAUCUUGGACCGCAUUUGCGGUAAGCCAUUUGCCCCCGUUUUGUGUUCCUAAAAUUUACAUGUACAGAUCGAAACCUAGCUACCUCAUAUCAUCUCAAAACCAUCUACUGCCUGCAUUUAUAAAUCUCUUGGAAAUUAAAUUAAACCACAUGAUCCAGAAAUUAAAAGAUAUAUAUGCAAAAGGCUACGAAUUAAUUAAAGCACGUGAGACGA
Molecule: messenger RNA, 979 nt
Organism: Corylus avellana
Lineage: Eukaryota; Viridiplantae; Streptophyta; Magnoliopsida; Fagales; Betulaceae
Product: protein LURP-one-related 5-like
Source: RefSeq, a predicted model, not a curated record